GGAAAAUGAAACUGCCACAUUGACCUGGGUCGGACGUAUAGUAACGUGCUUUAUGAGCGUACAAGGUGGAAAGGUGCCGUUGGACAAUCGCACCGGCCUGCUUCAGUAGGUGUGCAGGAGACGCAAAGUUUUUGCGGGGAGAAGGUUAUCCCGACGCUUUCGGCCGUUUGUGCAACGAUGAUACAGGGGAUUUGUGGUGGGUGGAUGGACGUUUAUCCGCCGACUGGGUAGAAAUACACCGCUGGCUCCGACCUGUUGCACCGUCGAAUCCUAUAUCCUAGCCCCACGAUUUCCCGCCCGAAAUUCCUACGGCAGUAACAUCUCAUCACGUCCAGCCAAAUGUCCACGGGACUCGGGCAUUGCUCCUUGGAGCCAGCAUAUCUUAUCGAGAUGUACGUCACAGCGGCCAAUCCUGUUGGCGAACUCGACAGCGGCUCGACAUUUGUGCACUAUGAGUUUUCAGUGGGCUCGAUGAGCACAGUCGAGGGGUACACAGGCCCCCAUAUUGAUGGACAGGUCGUCAACGCCGGCGACUGGCUCUACAUCGAUCCUUCUCAAGAGCAUGCCAGUGUAAAUGUCAAGGGUGUAGUAAGGACACUAAACGGCGCUUCGCUCUACUUCAGCUGGAACGGCCACGCCUACUUGGACGAUGACACCAUGGCCAGCUUUCCACGGGCCGUCGAAUCUGAAAGAGCACCAUUUGGUCGCUUGACUACCCUCAAUAGCUUCAAGUCGGGCGAUCCUUCGUUCAAGGCGUUGAACAACACAUGCUUUGUUGGGAAUGGGCGGUACAUUGUUAAGAAUGGACAGAUUGGGGUUGAGGCUCGUCUGGCACGGGUCGUGCCUUCGAAACAUGAUGUUUAGGCAGAUGGCUUCCGACACUUUACGCCGCUUAUUGGGCUCGUAUUUUUCGUGCAAGGCUGAACUCUCCUGACAAGGCUGCGAUAUGUAAGGGUGGAGCAAGACCGUGG
This is a messenger RNA of Exophiala viscosa, 971 nucleotides long. RefSeq lists its product as uncharacterized. NCBI's taxonomy places the organism in Eukaryota, Fungi, Ascomycota, Eurotiomycetes, Chaetothyriales, Herpotrichiellaceae. Bases 340 to 864 code for a protein of 174 amino acids. The record is from RefSeq and is a predicted model, not a curated record. The transcript is spliced from 3 exons.